AUGAUACGCAAAAAGGUACUUGGGGUUGGCGUAACCUCAGCCACCAUGCUUGUAGAAGAUACUGAAAAUGGAAAUAGAUUAUGUGUACUGAAACGAAUAAAUGUUUCCACGUGGGGAACCAAAGAUGUUACAGAGGCACAUGAAAUGUACAAAUUACUUUCUCAGUCCAAUAUUCGUGAUAUGGUAGAGUUAAAUAAAGUACUUCUACAAAACUCUUUUUUAAGCUUCGUCACCUCUUAUUGUCCAGGAGGUAAUUUGGAAGAGUAUUUAGAAGAAAGAUUAACUACUCCUCUUGAUGAGAAAAUAGUUGUACGAUGGUUAUUAGUUAUGGCUAUGGUUUUAAAACGAGUUCAAAGUCUAUCAGAUAUUUCUUAUUAUGGUCUUGAACUUAAACAUAUAUUCUUAUCAACAAAUGGACGUGAUAUUUCUGUAGGACUUCCUAUUCCACGCAUGUCCUACUUCACACGAUUAUCCGAUCGUGAGUCUAAUCAUGUUUCCCUAGAACUGGAGUAUCCACCGGAAGUCACCAAAGAACAGAAAUAUCAUAUGGGUCCUAGUGAUGUUUGGCAUUUGGGACUUAUUGGAAUGAAAUUACUGACAGCCCAUGCGAAUUUCACACAGCGAUCGAAUGAACUUCGCCGAUGUAUUUCUAUCAUGAUGGAAUCUAGAUUAGACAAACGACCCAGAAUUCAUGAGGUUGUACGCAUGCUGUCGGCAUUACUUGGCGAUGAUGAGGAAUUAAUGCAUGGACGCCAUGAUCCACUGAGUUCAUUCUCCUCCAAUCAAUUCGUUACGCCGAUCUCAUUAGAAACCGCCACUCGCACAACCGCCAUCGGCACAGACGACUCCAACAGUGAUGAGAAGAACAGAGGAAUGGAGCCGGAGGAAACACACCCGCACGAUGAAGUACUGCGGAAUGGGGGACGACAUCGACUACCGCCGAGUUGGCACCGCCGGGCAAUGGAAAGAUUUGAGGAACUCCAGCGAUUAAACGCAAGUCCCAUACGUGGAAAGUCCCGCAAUGCCUCUCGCAAUGCCUCUCCCUCUAAUAACGGAAGACGAUUGGGUUCCACAUCGUCAGAGAAGCAAACAUCACAGUUACUACCGCAGACCCCCACACAAGGGAAUGCCCACGGCAGAACCUCCAGUGUUUCUUCACCCGUGGCUGGAAAAGGAAUGGAUCGCCGUCGACUUCGCAGUAGUGGUGGUAGUAAUAGUAAUGGUAGUCCUGCUGGAGGAGGGACGGCAAUAAGUAUAACGCAGCAAAUGAUGAAUGAACAGAUGGAGCAGCAGCGUAAACGGGAGAUGUUAAAACAAGAUUAUGAUGAAAAACGAUGGAAACAGAUGGAAAAGGAACGUUUAGCUCAAGAUGCCCAUCGUAAUCAUAUGGAUAAAAUGAAAAAUAUCCGUACUAAAAGAGGUGAGGAAACAAAGAAUGAUAUUCGCAAAUACAUCAAACAAUGGAAAGAACAACGGAAAUCUUCAACUGAUGAACAUGUUGUUGUGAGUGAGCAGAACGGUGUCUCUGUCUUCGCCCCAAAGACUGCCCCAACACAACAAGAUGAACCACAACAACAACAAAAACAAGUAGGAUCAUCAUCCCCACGGCCACCGCCACCAUCACAGCCUACAAAACAACCACAACAAAGGCCACAAGAAGUAUUCACUCCAAAGAGAGUUACUAAAAACAACGCUGGGGUGGUAGGAAUGGAGAGAGCCAUUACAAGAAUAGAUACACAACCGGUAGUUGCCCAGAGAAGAGCAGAAGCCAUCAACCAACCACCACUACGUCCACUCACAGCUCCACCCCGCGUACAAACACCACCUCCUAUGGGCCCAACACGUUGUGCUUCUGUAUUUAUUGAACGUGGGAUAAGUCCAGAUGUUCCCUCAACACGUGCACACUUUGCUGAAACGGUUCCACCACCGGGAACUUGCUUCUCUUUACCCAAGGCAGUUUCAAAUAUGUUUUCUGUUCGCUCGAGUGUUAGUAAUAGCAUGUCCAUUAGCAAUGGGGGUAAUAGUGCUCCUCUCAAUAUGGCUCAACCAAUAUUAGCAACUCCAUCUUCUUCUGAUUUUUCGCUUUCGCGUAGUAUUGAUGUUGAACAGAGCAGAAACAAGGCAUCACUUGGUGGUAAACGUACCGAUGUUGCUCUUCUUUCAACUCUUGAGAUGUCUAAAACUUGUCUUCGUAAUUCUCUGAUGAAGCUACUUGUAAAUAGGAAGGUUUAUAUGGAAGCCAUGGAUGUUGUUAGUGCCUUUGUACUCCUAUCUGAAGCUGAACGACAUAAUCCCCGGUUUAAUGUAGUUUUUAUGAAUACACUUCGUGAAGUUCUUGGCAAUGAGCAACUCUUCGCCGCCGCAGGGCCGAUGUGUGCGCAAUUGGUGGCACUGCAGGGUCUCUCACAAGUAGUUUGA
This is a messenger RNA of Trypanosoma theileri, 2418 nucleotides long. RefSeq names its product putative serine/threonine protein kinase. Lineage: Eukaryota; Euglenozoa; Kinetoplastea; Trypanosomatida; Trypanosomatidae. Gene Ontology annotation, biological process: protein autophosphorylation; autophagy; autophagosome organization. The record is from RefSeq and is a predicted model, not a curated record. Bases 1 to 2418 code for a protein of 805 amino acids. The transcript has a single exon. Gene Ontology annotation, molecular function: ATP binding; protein serine/threonine kinase activity. Gene Ontology annotation, cellular component: cytoplasm; autophagosome.